Cuculus canorus (common cuckoo) is the source of this 2270-nucleotide messenger RNA. It is a transcript of the gene ATP6V1D, whose product is annotated as ATPase H+ transporting V1 subunit D. The record is from RefSeq and is a predicted model, not a curated record. The transcript is spliced from 9 exons. The coding region runs from base 121 to 864 and encodes 247 amino acids. Gene Ontology annotation, cellular component: proton-transporting V-type ATPase complex. Gene Ontology annotation, molecular function: proton-transporting ATPase activity, rotational mechanism. NCBI's taxonomy places the organism in Eukaryota, Metazoa, Chordata, Aves, Cuculiformes, Cuculidae.
CCGCUUCCUUCCGGGCCCCUAGGCGCACGUGACUGCGCGGGGGCGGGGCCGCGUCUCUGGAGGCUGUGGUGGCAGCGGUGACAGCAGUGACAGCGGUGACAGGGCCCCGCCGCCGCCGUCAUGUCGGGCAAGGACCGCAUCGAGAUCUUCCCCUCGCGGAUGGCUCAGACCAUCAUGAAGGCUCGUUUGAAAGGAGCCCAAACAGGUCGUAACCUCUUGAAGAAAAAAUCUGAUGCUUUGACACUUCGUUUCAGGCAGAUCCUUAAGAAAAUUAUUGAGACUAAGAUGUUGAUGGGUGAGGUGAUGAGAGAAGCUGCCUUUUCGCUUGCUGAGGCAAAGUUUACAGCAGGAGAUUUCAGCACCACUGUUAUCCAAAAUGUGAACAAAGCUCAAGUCAAGGUCAGAGCUAAAAAAGACAAUGUAGCAGGUGUAACCUUGCCAGUUUUUGAGCAUUACCAGGAAGGAGGGGACAGUUAUGAGCUGACUGGCUUGGCCAGAGGUGGAGAACAGCUGGCUAAGCUGAAGAGGAACUAUGCCAAAGCUGUGGAGCUGCUUGUGGAACUGGCCUCUUUACAGACAUCCUUUGUUACUUUGGAUGAAGCCAUUAAAAUAACAAACAGACGUGUGAAUGCAAUUGAACAUGUGAUUAUUCCCAGGAUUGAGCGUACUCUUUCUUAUAUCAUCACAGAACUGGAUGAACGAGAACGAGAGGAAUUCUACAGGUUAAAAAAGAUACAGGAAAAGAAAAAAGUUUUGAAAGAAAAAUCUGAGAAAGAACGGGAGCUACGGAGGGCUGCUGGUGGGGAACGUGAACCAGCCAAUCUCUUAGCAGAAGAGAAGGAUGAAGACCUUCUGUUUGAGUAACCCAGCACAAUUGUUGUAUAUGGAACAAGGGACACAAUACAGAAUGUCCAAUUGCAAUAUAAUUCAGGACAUGUUGCCUCAAUGAUACUUACGUGGCUUCACAAUUGGUGUCUAAGUCUUGAGUUGAACAGAUUGUGGAUUUCUCCUGGGAGAUUAGAAAGGGGGGAGCUUGAUUGCAGCAUAAGAGGAAGAGGAGAUGGGUCAGGUCCUUUAGUAUCAGCAAAGCCGUGUAUUGCACAUCAGCCUCUUUCUUGACUUGGAGGGAAUGGCUGUCCAUGGUGUACUUUUUGCAGAAGAAUAUGUUAUUUAGGGGUGGAGAUGCAUUUAAUAUUUUUUAUUGCUGGACUUAUUAAUGUUCAAGGUGCUUAAAGCAGGUAUUGGCACAGCUGAAGUCAGAUAUCAGUAAGGACAAGUCUAAUUUUCUAACCUGCUGAUGAAAUCCACAGUCUUCCGUGAUUUAUUUUUGUUGCACGAUUGUUACAAUUGGCCUAAAAUGUCUAUGGUUUUAAUUAGAGGAUCUGCCAACUUGUGUACUGUCUGUGCUAGAAAUAAGUAAAAACUUUAAGUGUUAAAUAUCUGGUGCCUGGCUCAAGCUGCUAGAAGAUGGGGGUCUUUGAAACUGUCAUGUUUAUUUUGGAAUAAAACCUUCUCAUAGUCUUCUGCCCCCAACUUAGUAUCCUCACCAGAGACGUCUCUUUUCAGCCUGUGCCCACAUUCAGUUUAUCUUUACUGCUUUAGAGAAGUAGCCAAGGAGAAGUGGCUUGUUCCUGUCACAGACACAGAAACUCAAUGAUCCAGGUGCAUGUUGCUCACAAUCUUCACUGCAACAGGUGGGCUGGCAAAACAAGCAGGGUUGAACGCCCGGUAGUCCAUCCUGGCUGCGAUUCGUGUCCUAAGCUGAUGAGGGGAGGCUAGGAGAGUGUUUGAUAAGCAGGUUGGUGCUGAAUGCUGCUCAGUUGGAAGGGCUGUUUCCCUGAAGACUCUGGUUUGCAGUCGGCAAACGAUACAUGCCAUAGUGCUAGUACUAGGACAUCAUCUCUAGUGCUACUGGUCUACUACUGCUGGUAAGCAUCUUGUUUUACAUGUGAUCCAGCACUUUAGUGCAGAUGCAGGGUAACUGCAAGAAAAUGAAUUUCUAUGAAUACCUUUAAAAAGUUGUUUUAUAAAUGUGUGAAGCACAAGGCCAUUUCUUUUCUCUUUUGAAGAUGAAGGCAGCACAGGGCAGUAAGUCCAUACUCUGUUGUCAGAUACAGAUCUAGCCUGAUAGAGAGUAACUGUAGAUCUGAGGACAUGUCCUUACCUCUCCCACUGAAUGCUUGGCAUGGGAAGGAGCAGAGAACAUCCUCUAGAGCACCGAUGGGUCACAGCAUCUUUCACGCAUUCAAUAAAAUGGCAGAAAGGCUCCC